Molecule: messenger RNA, 696 nt
Organism: Neoarthrinium moseri
Lineage: Eukaryota; Fungi; Ascomycota; Sordariomycetes; Amphisphaeriales; Apiosporaceae
Exons: 2
Coding region: 1-696 (231 amino acids)
Source: RefSeq, a predicted model, not a curated record
AUGUCGAUUCCAACCGUACCUCUCCGCAUUGCGGUCGUGUUGUUCCCAGCACUAACGGCCCUCGAUGUCUUCGGGCCCCUGAACGCUUUGAACCUCCUGUCAAUUCAGCAUUCCAUGACCCUAUCUUUGCUUUCGACAGACUUGAAACCCGUCAGCAUUGACCGUACAAUCAUCGAUGGUGUGUACCAGGGCAUGCCAAGCUGGCAGUCUCCAAAUUUCACGCAACUCGUCCUGCCUACGCAUACUUUCGACGACGCCCCUGACUUCGACGUAAUAAUGGUGCCUGGCGGAUCAGGAACCCGUAACUUGAAUCUAACCAAGCCGCACGUGGAUUGGCUUCAGGGGCGUAUGGACGAUCCGAACCUGCAGUAUAUGAUGACCGUGUGCACGGGCACGUCCCUACUUGCGAGAACGGGCAAGAUUGCUGGGAAGAAUGCAACAACCAACAAAGCAGCGUUCAACUGGGUUAAAACUGUGGAGCAUGCCGAAGAUGUGAACUGGAUCGCCAAGGCACGCUGGGUCGUCGAUGGAAACCUAUGGACAAGUUCAGGAGUCAGUGCCGGAACUGAUAUGACGUUGGGGUGGAUUGAACAUGUCUAUGGCAGGAACGAGAGCGAAAGGAUCAGAAUACAGUUGGAAUGGGUUUCCUUGAAUCAGACGGAUGAUCCAUUUGCAGAGAUAUAUGGCCUAGUGUAA